GCCAGCCCCCAGUUCCAUAUGAUCAGUGAGUCGCUCCCAGCCCCCAGCGCUGAGUCGCUCAGUCUGUUUGGCGAUUGCUGCGCUACGGACUCCCAUCAUUCGCUCCCACCCAGCAGCGGAGGCUGAGACUGGAGACCCCCGGGGUGCCCCCUCCCCUCACUCGGCUCCACCUGAACAAGAGGUGACAGAAGCAGAUGGAGGAAUUAGCGGCUGCGGCGCCCCCUCUCCCAGUGCCCAUUUAGCGCAGUCUCUGGGCAGUGCCAGCCGGAUCCAUCCAGGACUAUGUCCCCCAGUGCCCGCCGCUGCUAGCAGCCUGUUCCUCAGUGCCACCCAGCACCCACCUACUGCUUGUCCUAGGGAGAGACAUGGGAGAUUGGUACCGCUUCUCUGCUUCAUGACUGGGCAUUGCCUGUGCCAGCUGCCAGCCGGAGAGCCAACUUGCUCCAACUGUGCCACAGGUGUAAAUGGUCUCUAGAGAGUCAUUGAGGAGCUGUCUAAUCUGCAAUCAUGAAUAACUCAAGCCUAGUCAACGUGUCCUCAACCAAUGAGACCAUGAUGGGAAGCCCUUACAAAACGGUAGAGGUGGUCUUCAUUGUGAUUGUGGCUGGAUCCCUCAGCUUGGUCACCAUCAUUGGAAACAUCUUGGUCAUGGUCUCCAUAAAAGUCAACCGACACCUUCAGACUGUCAACAACUAUUUUUUGUUCAGCUUAGCCUGCGCUGACUUGAUCAUCGGGGUCUUCUCCAUGAACCUCUAUACUCUCUACACUGUGAUUGGGUACUGGCCGAUAGGACCUGUUGUGUGCGACCUAUGGUUGGCCUUGGAUUACGUCGUCAGCAAUGCUUCAGUCAUGAACCUUCUCAUCAUCAGCUUUGAUAGGUAUUUCUGUGUCACCAAACCUCUAACCUAUCCAGUGAGGCGCACCACCAAGAUGGCAGGCAUGAUGAUUGCCGCCGCUUGGGUGCUAUCUUUUAUUCUAUGGGCGCCUGCUAUACUUUUUUGGCAGUUUAUCGUUGGAGGGAGAACUGUCCCAGAAGGUGAGUGCUACAUCCAGUUCUUCUCCAAUGCCGCGGUCACGUUUGGCACGGCUAUCGCUGCCUUCUACUUGCCCGUCAUUAUCAUGACCGUGUUGUACUGGCAGAUAUCGAGAGCGAGCAAAAGCCGGAUCAAGAAGGGCAAAAAAGAGGCAGCGCCCAAUCAAGACCCAAUAUCUCCUAGUAAUGUCCAAGGGAAAAUCGUAAAACCAAAUAACAACAACGUGGCCGCCAACGAAGACGGGUUGGACCAUGGGAAAAUCCAGAACGGCAAAGUCACGAGCAACUCCGGCAUCGAAAACUGCGUCCAGGCAGAAGGGGAAGAAAAAGAGAUCUCCAACGACUCCACGUCGGUCAGCGUCGUCAACACCAAGGACGAAGGUGCCGCCAAAGACGUCCCACAGGCCUCGGGAUCUCAAGCCAAUCCAAAGACGGAGAACUCCAAGCUCACGUGCAUACGGAUAGUGACAAAGUCCCCGAAGGGCGAUUGUUCUAAUGCCACCGGCACCACCGUGGAGAUCGUCCCAGGGGCCAACGGACGCAACGGAGAAGACAAGCAGAACAUAGUUGCCCGCAAAAUUGUAAAGAUGACCAAACAGCCUCCCAAGAAGAAGCUUCCACCUUCCAGAGAAAAGAAAGUCACAAGGACAAUCUUGGCCAUUCUGCUUGCGUUCAUUAUCACCUGGACACCGUACAACGUCAUGGUUUUAAUUAACACCUUCUGUGCCGUCUGCGUGCCCAACACCGUUUGGACUAUCGGCUACUGGCUUUGCUAUAUCAACAGCACCAUCAACCCUGCUUGCUACGCCCUCUGCAAUACCACCUUCAAGAAGACUUUCAAGCACCUCCUAAUGUGCCAGUAUAAAAACAUCGGCUCGGCUAGGUAAAAAAUACUCGGAGGUGGAGGAGACGGAGACCUUCCGAGCUGCCAUUUUAAUAUAAUGCCAUAGCACUUUACACUCAUAAACGGAAUGUGCAAUCAAAGAACCUCGCCGGGACUGGUGGGUCUUCUCCACCCGCACUUAGAACUUGGAAACCAUUGAAGUCGAACCUGGGUACAACUUCGUGCUCUUUCGUUGACGGACUCUCAAGGGCUCCUUGGCUCCCCAGUUAAUUCCAUGUCUGUAUUACUACGAUAUUCACACUUUAACGAGUCGUUACGUCUACAAGGAAACCGAGUGGCAGAGUAUUGAACAAAAAUGACGUUGACAUGACUCACAAAGUCCCAAGUUUGACGCAGAAUUUUUUUGGGGUUUUUUUUUUCCCAAUAUUUAUCCUAAGCGUUUAAACUGGUUUCUUCUGUGCCUCAGUGUUUUCAGUGACUUGUCUAUCAAAAAUAUAUCUCUCACGAUCGGGGGCCCCGCGGGGGCCACAUUAGAGCUUCCUGGAUACAAACUAGCCAAUCAAUUCACUGUACAGAGUUCUGUGUUGAAUUCAUGGGGAAAAGGGGAUUAUUUAUGCAGAAGCCUCUCUUUCUUUUUACAGUAAUUACCGAUAAGAUGUAUUAACGCUACAUGGUCUUGCAAACAUGUAAACUCGAAGUCGGAUAUAGCGGUGAAUGGGAGGUGUCCCUAUCCGUAAAGGAAAAGGCUGGAUAAUAGCGCAGGGACGUAAAGGGAAAGUAAAGAUGCAAUAAUAUUAUUUAGUACGAGGCGACACACGCUGGAAUGGGGGGGGGGUUUCUUCUGUCUGGAGACAUUUAAAGGGAAAGUUGAACUUAAACAUUAAGUGGGAUGUAGACAGUAAGGCUGAUCCAUGCUCUAUAUGUUUUAUUCCAGAUUGUAUUGUUAAUAUAUUGUUAAUAUUUUUGAUCACAAUGCCCAGGGAAGGCUGCCAUCAUAAAUCAUGGAGAACCGUGUACCCCCCCACCCCCCAAGGGCCUGGCUAAUACCGAAUGGCCCACCUCUGCCUCUUGGGCUGUGGGACCUACCCAGGGUUAGACUGGGGAGGGUGCAGGGCCCACCCUGCAGGUGUCCCCGCCGGCUACGUCCCCUGACCGCACCCCCCCCUGGUGCCCCCCUAACCCCCUGCAGGGUCCCCCACCCAACGUCCUCC
Xenopus tropicalis (tropical clawed frog) is the source of this 3088-nucleotide messenger RNA. RefSeq names its product cholinergic receptor, muscarinic 2 (gene chrm2). The record is from RefSeq and is a predicted model, not a curated record. NCBI's taxonomy places the organism in Eukaryota, Metazoa, Chordata, Amphibia, Anura, Pipidae. Gene Ontology annotation, biological process: signal transduction; G protein-coupled receptor signaling pathway; regulation of heart contraction. Gene Ontology annotation, cellular component: plasma membrane; postsynaptic membrane; membrane. The transcript has 2 exons. The coding region runs from base 508 to 1920 and encodes 470 amino acids. Gene Ontology annotation, molecular function: G protein-coupled acetylcholine receptor activity; G protein-coupled receptor activity.